Didymodactylos carnosus is the source of this 3513-nucleotide messenger RNA. NCBI's taxonomy places the organism in Eukaryota, Metazoa, Rotifera, Eurotatoria, Philodinida, Philodinidae. The record is from the annotation of a GenBank genome assembly.
AUGACGGAAAAUAUUCAAGAAACGAUCGUCGAAUUACUCAAUCAAGCAUCAUUAUAUGGAAAAGAUAGUCAACGUGUACAACAUUUACGCCAUGUUCAAGAACUUAUACUACGAAAAGAUCCGAGUUUAUUAGAUAAUUUUCUUGAAGAAGUACUUGUAUUUCAAACCGAUAGAUCUGCUGAAGUGAGAAAAACGAUAACAUCAUUUAUAGAAGAAGCAUGUCAACAUGAUCCAGAAGUUAUUGUUAAAGUAAUCGAUGCUUUACGAUUUUUAUUAUAUGAUGAUAAUGUACUUGUACAGAAAAAACUUAUUGUGGCUAUGGUAUCAAUAUAUAAAUCAACAUUGAAAUGGUUAUCAAGGUCUCGUUUAAUCGAUGAGAAUGUUCGUAGUAUGUGGGAAAGUAUGAUUAAUAUGAAAAAUCAUAUAAUUAGUUUAUUAAAAUCAGAUAAUGAUGGUCUUCGUACGGCAGCAAUCAAAUUUAUUGAAAUGCUCGCUUUAGCACUGUCGAAAAGAACAGCGGAUUCUAUUGUACCUCAAUCAAAUGAUCAAGAUAUUUCUGUUAAUGUUAUUCAAGAUGAUCAUCGUAUUUUAAAAAAAGCAAAAUUAGAAUUAGAAGGAAAAGAUGUUAUGGAAAAAUUACUUGAAUUUACAUUAUCACAGCAUUUAUCAAGUGUUAAUUUAAUAUCUGCCAUGGGUGCUAUAGCUAAUAUAGCUCGUCAACGUCCUGAUUAUAUGAGUCGAGUAGUACAAACAUUUGAAGCAUUGCAAGUCAAUCUGCCACCGACAUUGGUAGAUUCACAAGUUAGCAGUGUAAGAAAAAUUAUAAAAUUAAAACUUCUUAGUCUACUUAAACAUCCAGCAUCGCUUGCUUUCCAUCCACAAAUAACAACGUUGUUAACCGAUUUAGGUGCAACUCAAGCAGAAGUUUUGAAACAUUUACCAAAAGUAACAUCAGAAUCGAAACGUAAAUUGACAUCCGGUGGCAGUGAAAAUAUUGCAAAAAAAUCUAAAUUGUUGCUUGAUGAACCCAAUUCUUAUACGUCAUAUGACAUUGAUGAUAGUUCUAAUAUGAGUAACAAAAUUUCGAAUACACAAUCGGCAACAUCAACGACAAAUCCGAAUCAUCAAAAUACAGCCAUUGAUAUCACGGCGGCUGAUCUUAUUGGAAAAUUGAAUAUCACAAAUGUUGUUGAUUUAGUUUUAGUUAGCAUGCUUACGUUGCCUGAAAGAAUGCCUGCCUCCUUCCAAGCCACAUACACACCAAUAGCAGCUGCCGGUACACCAGCUCAAAUUCAACAUUUAGCACGAUUAUUGGGUGCACAAUUGACAGCUGCUGGCUACGGCAAAGGUUACGAAUUGAUGAAAUCUCAACAGACAACCAAACCUGCUCAAUCUGAUGAUGAUGUCAGUGAUGUAAAACCAAUAACAAGCAUCAUGGGUGUUGGGCGUGAUGAUGCAUUUCCGAUUGAUUCAGAUAAACCGAAUAUGAGCGGUUUGCCUAUUUCUGUCAUCGGUAGUAGCAAUGUUUCAUCAUCUUCAACAUCAGUACCGAGCACAAGUACAUCAGUAUCAAAUGAGGGAGUCCUAUCUGAGGCUAGUUCAUCUGCUCUACCAGCAACGACGACGGCAAAUACUAGUACAAUGCCCUCUACUACUGUACAACAGAAAAAAUUUAAACCAUUUAAACUGGCUGAUGCUAUGAAACCAAUUGAAUAUGAAGAAAUGCAAAGAAUGUCAACUGAUGCAUUUUAUAGAAUUCUUCAUGCUGAAGACGUUUGUGAUCGAGCUGGAGUGGGCCAUGUGAGAAAGAAAACAAUGACAUCGUUGGUUUGUUUAAGUGAAAGAAGUUUUCGUGAUAUUUACGAAGAUUAUAUAUUUGCUGAUGUACGUAAACGUCAUGAUUUAGCAUUUUCUUGGCUCUAUCAAGAAUAUGCAUAUGCCAGUGGUUAUUUAAGUGUUUUGGAGCCAAACAAAAAGAAGGAUUUUUCAAAAUAUGAUGAUACACUAUGCCGACUAUUAGAAUAUUUACAAGAGAAACCAGAUCAACGAGACGGUUUAUUUUCACGAUUAUUGAUCAGUGCACCACUGAUAACAGAUAAUGCACUUCGUGUACUGAAACGUUAUUGCCAAGAUGAAACUCGUUCCUAUAUUGGCAUGAAUACAUUACGUGAUCUUAUAUUUCGUCGUAUGACAAUGAGAGAUAAAUUUCUUGAAAUAUUACUCGAUUUUACUCAUAACGAUAUUGUUGCUGUACGAAAUAAUGCUAUACGUAUCAGUAAAAGUUUACAUGAAAAAGAAGAGUUUAAACAAGCAAUUGAGAGACAUGCGUUAAAAUUUUUGAAACAUCUUACAUCAGCCCGACCGCCUGAAGCGUUAUUUAGUGAUGAAAAGAAAAAUUCAAAUGAUGCAUGGACAGAAGAUUCAAUACGUUUAUGUUUACCAUUGUAUCUUGGUUUAAUGCCAUCCAAUCAUAAUCUAAUACAACCUUUGGCUACAAUUUAUACAGGUGUCAACGGAGAUAUCAAACGUGUAAUACUUCGUGUUCUUGAAACGCCUGUACGUGGGAUGGGCAUGAAUAGUCCAGAAAUUUUAAAACUUGUCGAAAAUUGUCCAAAAGGUGCUGAAACAUUAAUAACACGAAUAAUUCAUAUACUAACAGAACAAACACCACCAUCACGAGAACUAGUGGAAAAAGUGCGCGAUUUAUAUCACAAACGUGUAUCCGAUGUACGAUUUUUAAUACCUGUUUUGAACGGUCUUGAAAAGAAAGAGAUUAUCAAUGCAUUACCAAAAUUAAUCAAACUUUCAUCGAUGGUUGUCAAAGAAGUUUUUAAUCGUUUAUUAGGACUAAAUGCAUCAGCAGAAACGUAUGCAAGUCCCAUCUUACCUUCUGAAUUAUUAAUUGCCUUACAUCAAAUAUCGCCUGAAGACUGUGAAUUGAAAAUAAUAAUGACUGCUACAUCGUUGUGUUUUAAUGAACGUACGAUUUAUACGCAUGAUGUAUUAGCUGUCGUUAUUCAACAAUUAGUUGAAAUAAGUCCCAUACCAGUUUUGUUUAUGCGAACGGUUCUCCAAGCAUUAAGUUUAUAUCCAAAAAUGGUUGGAUUUGUAAUGAAUAUCUUACAACGUUUGAUUACAAAACAGGCAUGGAAACAAGCGCGAAUAUGGGAAGGAUUUAUUAAAUGCUGCCAAAAAACUCGUCCACAUUCAUUCCCGUUGUUAUUACAAUUACCACCACCACAACUGAAACAUGUAUUCAAAAUAGCAUCUGAUUUACGUGAUGGUCUUAUACGACACAUACGUUCAUUGUCCAUAGCACAGCGUUCAAGUAUUCCAUCAUCAAUAAUGAGUGUGAUUGAAGAUAAUUCGGAGAAUAAUACCAUCGCUUCCGGAACAACUAUAUCAAUUCAACCACCAGACAUUCGCAUUCAGCCAACAACAACAGUAAACGAUAUUGCCACUAUACAACAACAGCAACAACAACAACAACAAAAUGUUGAACCUGUUCAUUAA